AAAAGCAAAGAACAAGAAAAGACCACAGAUGUGAAAGCAAUUAAAACUCCAAUACCAGUACAUUCCCCUCAAAGAAGCACUAGAAAUCAUGCCUUGCUGGAGGCUGCAGGACCAAGCCAUGUGGCAAUUAAUGCCAUCUCUGCCAACAUGGACUCUUUUUCUAGCAGUCGGACAGCUGCCCUUAAGAAGCAGCCAAGUCACAUGGAAGCUGCUCAUUUUGGAGACUUAGGCAGAUCGUGUCUGAAUUAUCAGGCUCAAGAGACCAAAUCAAGCCUUUCAAAGACCCUUGAACAAGUUCUGCAGGACAAUGUAGCCCUCCCUUAUUUUAUCCAGUUUAUGGAACUACGCAGAAUGGAACACUUGGUUAAGUUUUGGUUAGAGGCUGAAAGCUUUCACUCCACAACAUGGUCCCGUAUAAGAGCACAUAGCCUGAACACAGUUAAGCAGAGUUCCUUGGCAGAGCCAGUGUCACCCUCGAAACAGCAGGACAUUGCGUCAUCUUCUCCAACUGGAUUGCUUGAGGAGAGACUGGAGGAUUCUAGCACGGUCCGUCUGCUCAGGACCAAGCCAGUGGCUUCGGACAAGAACGACAGAACUAACAGCAGCCAGAAUCACGUGCUCUCUGCUCAGGAGGGUGAUAAUACCAGUGUUCUUUGUCUAAGAAAAUCUGAGGCAGGGACCCAUUCUGUUCCAGCUGAUCAGCAAGAAUCUUCCAUGCUUACCGUAUCAAAUAGAAACAGCCCCUCCUCUGCACUAAAAGACUUGUCAGGAAAACUCAUGAAAAGUAUAGAACGGGAUGCAGUUAGUACUUUUACCAAAUAUAUUUCUCCAGAUGCUGCUAAACCAAUACCUAUUACAGAAGCAAUGAGAAAUGACAUAGUUGCAAAGAUUUGUGGGGAAGAUGGACAAGUGGAUCCUAACUGUUUUGUUACAGCACAGUCAAUAGUGUUUAAUGCAAUGGAACAAGAGCACUUUAGUGAAUUUUUGCGAAGUCAUCAUUUCUGUAAAUACCAGAUUGAGGUGCUGACUAGUGGGACUGUUUAUCUGGCUGACAUACUUUUCUGUGAAUCAGCCUUGUUCUAUUUCUCUGAGUACAUGGAGAAGGAAGAUGCAGUUAACGUAUUGCAGUUCUGGCUGGCAGCAGAUAACUUCCAGUCACAGCUUGCUGCCAAAAAAGGCCAGUAUGAUGGGCAAGAAGCACAGAAUGAUGCCAUGAUUUUAUAUGACAAGUACUUCUCCCUUCAAGCCACGCAUCCUCUUGGGUUUGAUGACUCGGUGAGGUUAGAGAUUGAAUCCAACAUCUGCAGGGAAGGCGGUCCUCUCCCUAACUGUUUCACUACUCCCUUACGGCAGGCGUGGACUACCAUGGAGACGGUUUUUUUACCUGGUUUCUUGUCCAGCAACCUUUACUACAAAUACUUGAACGAUCUCAUCCAUUCAGUACGAGGAGAUGAAUUUCCAGGAGGGAAUAUUGCACUGAGUGUUCAUGGCCCCGGUAGCUCUCCCGAUGGUGAUUCUAUAGGGGGCCCGGAUGGCUCUGCCUCCCAGUCCAAUGUCAAAAAGGCUAAUGUUAAAAUCCUGAAAAAUUUUGAUGAAGCAAUAAUUGUAGAUGCUGCAAGUCUGGAUCCAGAAUCUUUAUAUCAACGAACAUAUGCAGGGAAGAUGACAUUUGGACGAGUCAGUGACCUGGGACAGUUUAUCAGAGAAUCUGAACCAGAGCCUGAUGUUAAAAAAUCAAAAGGGUCCAUGUUUUCACAAGCAAUGAAGAAAUGGGUUCAAGGAAACACAGAUGAGGCUCAAGAAGAGAUGGCUUGGAGGAUAGCAAAGAUGAUAGUCAAUGACGUUAUGCAGCAAGCGCAAUGUGAACAGCCUUCGGAGAAGGUUACGAAGCUAUGAUUUUAGAAAUGCCAGAACAGGAUAUCUGGUUUUCUGCUUCGAGAAUGAGUGAACUUUCCCUUUUGGUGGAUUCUUUAACACAGCCAAUAAAAACAAAGCACUGUUACUCCAACCGCCGAAAUCUCCCUCGUUUAUAAGGAAGAACUAAAAAGAAGCAAUCCUGUACCUCCACUGUAGAGUGUGAAGAAACACUUUUUCCUGUUGUAUGUGGCAUUCACAAUAAUGAUGGUUUUUAAGGAGAUGAAGAUGCAGUUUGCGGAUGUGUCACUGAGAAACUGUGAUCAACUUCACAAAUAUUUGACCCUGUCUCAAAAAGACUUUGAAGCAAAAUAUCUGGAAUGGGACACAAGCCACAACAGAGGGGAAGGUUUUGCUGUAGUUUCUAGUUCUACUACUUGUAAUUUUUAAACACAUAAUUGGAAAGGCCAUGGGGUGUGUCCC
Molecule: messenger RNA, 2337 nt
Organism: Cariama cristata (Red-legged seriema)
Lineage: Eukaryota; Metazoa; Chordata; Aves; Cariamiformes; Cariamidae
Gene: AKAP10
Product: A kinase (PRKA) anchor protein 10
Exons: 14
Coding region: 148-1896 (582 amino acids)
Biological process (GO): intracellular protein localization
Cellular component (GO): plasma membrane
Molecular function (GO): protein kinase A binding
Source: RefSeq, a predicted model, not a curated record